GACACAAUCCUUCUUCCCUUUCCAGUUUCCAUACACAGUGUAGUUUUACAGCACACGAGACCGCUUUAGCCUUUCCUGCUCUCCAAACUCGCCGGUAAACCACCACAAAAAGGGAAAGGAUGAGGUCGUUAGAGUCGCUGUCCCUACCUCAUCCGAACGCCCCGCAAAGCUGUUUAUGGGGGACUGGGAGUGAAGCUGGAAGAAACCCAGUUCCCAAAAUCUCGAAACUUCCACUGGGUCGUUCCAAAAUAAAGUCUUUAGCUGUGAGGAUGAGCUUGGUUACUUCUAGUGGCGGGACAGGGAAGAAGAACCCCCAUGGGAUUGGAAAAAACGACGGCGUGAUCAUCGUCGACCAUGGAUCGCGGCGGAAAGAAUCGAAUCUCAUGCUAAAUGAGUUCGCGGCUAUGUUCAAGGAUAAAACAGGAUACCCAAUUGUGGAGCCGGCUCACAUGGAACUGGCGGAGCCAUCUAUCAAAGACGCGUUUGGCAUUUGUGUUCAACAAGGUGCGAAGCGUGUUGUUGUCAGCCCGUUCUUCCUUUUCCCAGGACGCCACUGGCACCAGGACAUUCCUUCAUUAACUGCUGAAGCUGCAAAAGAACACCCUGGCGUACCAUAUCUCAUAACUGCACCUCUCGGCUUGCAUGAGCUGCUCGUGGAUGUUGUGAAUGAUAGGAUCAAUUACUGUUUGAGUCACCUAGCCGGAGAUGUCAAGGAAUGUGAUGUUUGUGUCGAUACAAACAAAUGCAAGUUCACUAGCCACUGAGCAGGAAUGGCAUAUCGACUUACGGCAGUCGAAGGUUAUCAACUAGAACAUUUGUCUUGUCCUGAUGGAAAACUAGCACAUACUGUAUAAGCUUUAGCAGGAUUACAUGCUCAACCUCUUUUGGGUCUUUGCUGUAUUUAUGUGCACAAUCGUGAGCAAUAAAAUUUCUAACUUUCUCUGCACUUGGAUCAAUUUCUAACUUCCAAUAAAUUCCUUUAUGAUUCAUCAGUUUCUGUCUUCUGUAGCAAGUUUCAGUUAAAGGUUUCACUGAUCAAAUUCCAGAUUGACAAGAAUGCCCACAUCUUGAGGUUCAUGCUAUCAUCAGCUUGAGCAGGUGUUUCUUCUUUAGCAGGCUCUUGCCCCGCAGUUCAGUUGUUAUUCGUCAGUACAAGUGACAAUAUGAUAUACUGUAAGUUGAUUCUCUUGCUUGCUGAGAAGGCUUACUAUUGCCCUGAUAAUCUUUUGCCUGCUUUGCCACAUGCUUUUUAAAUGUCUCAGUUGCUUUGAAGACAUUUGCUAGUCUCUCCCAACCUUGUCCAAACACACCAAGCUCUUCCUUCGGUUUAGGUGGAAUCGAGCAAAAACCCCAAGUCUUCUCCUUCCUUGCCACCCGUCGGCUCUUGCAGCUCCUGAUCACUGUUGUGGCGAUUCUCUGCCUCCACCUAAUUCUGGGAGAUUCAACCAUAAAACAGAUUUGUUUUUCCUUAGAUAUGAUAACUCAGAGAAAAAGAAAGGCAGAGAGAGUUGGUUUCCUUCACCUCGAGGUGCUGUUAUUUGAAGUGAAGAAGCACUGAAUCCUGUUUGAAUUCUGAUGGGUUUCAGCACUGAGAACUCUGAUCGGGGAGAAUCGCCAUUGGAGCUCUACUGCAGAGGUUGGUUUUUUCUUUCCAGCACCCGGUAUAAGAACAGUUUGAACUUUGAAGAUUCAAGAUAUUGGAAUAUGAAAUUAUUUUAUGGCUACUCCCACUGCCUGUCUUACAAGAAAUGUGCGCGGCAUGGCCGUCGUCAGGAAUCACUUGUGGGGCGCAGGAACGGGAUAUGUCGAAUCCGUUAGGUUGCCUUAGCUAUUUGCGCUGAAGUAGUUGUUUCGAUUGUGAACUCCUACAAAUUCCAAAGUAUAAGAGUUGUUAAUUUCAGUGAGUAGUUCUUUCUUUGUUGGUUGCUUCCUUAUAACUAAAGAAUUGGGAUUAGA
Molecule: messenger RNA, 1956 nt
Organism: Linum trigynum
Lineage: Eukaryota; Viridiplantae; Streptophyta; Magnoliopsida; Malpighiales; Linaceae
Source: the annotation of a GenBank genome assembly